AUGACCAGUAACCCCGGCGGCCGGGCCAUGGUUGUAGCAUUGCUGGCGUGCCUUGCGAGUGUGGUGCUCGCCGCCCCGGUAUACCCUCGCGACCCGCACCUGGACUGGAGCGAGUGGGACGCCCCACCAGCGUCUCACCUGAAAGACGACCCCGCCAAGAGCACCAUGGACGGCGGCGGUCGCCAGCAUGUAGACGACGCCGGCGUGCGGCGGCUGCAUCCUGCUGGACCUUGCGUGUCGCAGGAGCGCUUGGGGAAAGACGCUAUGGAGUAUAUUGCCUCCAAGUAUUCGUUCCACUUGAUAGGCGACAGCACCAGCCGUAGACUCGGGGAGAGUUUUGUGUCGAUUUUCACGGGGCGAGGAUCGAUCCACCGAAUCGCCCAGAGGGACAGGGACUUUUCUUCAGGGAACCUUAAGGUGCACUUCUACUGGGCACCGUUGUGCUCGGGGCCCGAGAGCGUCGGCGCGAUGCUAGCAUCCGUCAUGGACGCAGUCCGCGCGGCGAAGGACGGCAAGCGUGCGGUGAUCAUCACCGCAUACGGCGUCCACGACGCGUUUGAGCUGCAUCAUGCCGCCAACGGGCAUGGGAGCCCCUCGUACAAGAGCGCCCUUCCUCAAGAUGUCGUUGAGAAGGACGGCAUGAGGGCCGCCGCCCUUGGCGCUUGCCGGGACACUACCACUCAGCUGGUCAGAGCAGCGGCAGCAACGGCGGUACCCGGGACCGAAGCGCCACCAGUGGAGGAAGAGCAAUCGCCGGGGGAUGGGCGGCGCCAGCUGCCGAACGUGUCAACGAAGGUUGAGGUUGGACCACACGAGACGUCAGAGAAACAGGCAGCAGGCAUCCCACCACACAAUGUCAGAGGUGGUUCGGUUGGGGCUGGAAAUGAAGACACGCUGCUGGGCGCAUCAGCCCCGCCGGCCGCAUCAGGCCCUUUGCAGCCGCUGCUCUUUCUCAUGCAGAACAACAGAUAUCCCCCCGGCUCUGUGGAGAAUGCGUUUCAGGAAGACCUGCAUAUAAUACAGAGGCAGGUUGUUGGCGAGUGGGAAGCAAGCGAAGGGUCUAAGGGCGAUGGCGGUGAACGAGGAUUGUUUCUAGUGGACAACAGCGUGGGCUUGUAUGGGAACUUGUCCUGUUACCGCAAUGCCAACCCAAUCCACUUCGAUGAGCCCGUGAAGCUUAUGGAAGGCAAGAUGCUUUGGGACUUGCUGGUGCUCGUCGACAACGGGAGCGUGUUACCCCCCACCGUAUUUUUGGCCGACGAAGACUACGGCCAUAGUGCUGAUGGCGAGGGUGGCGAUAGUUUCUCGAUGAAUUCGUUGUCGUUGUCGUUGCCGUUGUCGGUGUUCUUGUUGAUAUCUCUUGGUUGUUUCUUGUUUCGAUAUUGCCGCAAUAGAGGAACGCUGGCACCAGAGUGCCAGAAGCACGGCAGAAGUCCAAAUGAAUGCGACAUUUAAGGUGCCGCUGACAGUAUGCCUGGAGUGCGGCGUCGAUGCACAUAGGUUGUUCGAACGUCGCUUUUGGCGGUGGGAUGUAUUUAUUUUCCGGGGAAACUGCUCCGCAACCGUAGAGCCGGUACAAUAAAGUAUUGCCAUAUGUAGUUAGUCUCUGUCUCGUGUAUCCGUCGUGACCGUUAGUUCUUGCGCGACGUGGGCUAUUCAGGUCUUAGUACGUAGAAUCUGCUUCCUCCUUUAUAGUGCGUAGACUUCCUUAACGUGCUCGGUUGUGUUGUGCGCUUGUUCCACGUAGACUCACGCGUUGCCUUGUGGAGGCCUCGCUGAGUUGACAUUGGUGCUGUUCCAUGUGCACCGCGUACCUUGUGUUCGGAGUGUUGUGCAUCUGCCGAAACCGUUUCUCUUCGCGGCCGAUUUUUUUAUUAGCGCGAUACGCAAUCUAUCUUCUCGAGGGGUUCGGCUCUUUUGGCGUGCGCCCACACCCUUUGCAGCGUCGUGCGCCAUAUAUGGGCAUAUCAUUAGGCGCUUUGUCCAAUUUUUCAGCAGUGGUGAAUUCUUUUUGUUGUGUGGUUGAGGGAAUUGAUAUGUACUGUAGCGGUUGAGUGAAUUGACGUCGCCCAUUCCUCCGUCGCAUGAAUUCUUGUUGGUGGGCUGAUCGUUGUGUGCUUGAUGUAUUGCAGGGUACGAACGUUGCCCAAGGCGGGAGUCAAGCACGCGCGUACGUGUUCCGCCGUGCGUUGACUGCACCGAUGUGGUCCAACUUUUUUUUUCCACAAGCACCUACAGUAUCUAUGCGUUCGCCGUACGUUGUACGUUGACUGCACGUAUUGCCAAUAAGGUGUUUUCGUUUGUGGUCUCGCGGGGCCAAAUUCAUCUUUGAAGGAG
Messenger RNA from Ectocarpus siliculosus, 2337 nucleotides. The record is from the annotation of a GenBank genome assembly. NCBI's taxonomy places the organism in Eukaryota, Phaeophyceae, Ectocarpales, Ectocarpaceae.